Molecule: messenger RNA, 3642 nt
Organism: Rangifer tarandus platyrhynchus (Svalbard reindeer)
Lineage: Eukaryota; Metazoa; Chordata; Mammalia; Artiodactyla; Cervidae
Source: the annotation of a GenBank genome assembly
AUGGCCCCAUUGAAUCACAUGCCCGAACCCUUGUGCCUCAUCGAGAACGCUAAUGGGCCACUGCUGGUUAAUCCAGAAGCUCUGAAGAUCCUGUCUGCCAUCAGACAGCCCGUUGUGGUGGUGGCUAUCAUGGGCCCCUACCGCACAGGCAAGUCCUACCUGAUGAACAAGCUGGCUGGGAAGAAAAAGGGAUUCUCAGUUGGAUCUACAGUGCAGUGUAGCACGAAGGGCAUCUGGAUGUGGUGUGUGCCUCACCCCAAGAAACCAAACCACACCCUGGUUCUUCUUGACACUGAGGGACUCGGAGACAUAGAGAAGGGCGACAAGACAAAUGACACCCAUAUAUUUGUACUGGCACUACUAUUGAGUAGUACUUUUGUAUACAAUACCAUGAACAAAAUUGACCAUGGGGCUAUCAACCUCUUGCACUAUGUGACAGAACUGUCACAACUGCUCAGAAUAGAUACCUCACCUGCUCUUAACGGGGUAGAUGAUGCAGCUGACUUUGUGAGAGUCUGUCCAGACUUAGUGUGGACUUUGAGAGAUUUCUACCUUGACCUGGAAGCAAAUGGGCAACUCAUCACAGCAGAUGAAUACCUGGAGAAUUCACUGAGGCCAAAGCAAGGCACCAACCAACAAUUUCAGAAUUUUAAUCUGCCCUGUCUGUGUAUACAGAAAUUCUUUCCAGUAAAGAAAUGCUUUAUUUUUGACUUGCCCACUCACCAGAAGAAGCUUGCCCAGCUUGAGACACUGCAUAAUGAUGAUCUGGAUCCUAAGUUUGUACAACAAGUGGCAGAAUUCUGUUCCUACAUCUUUAGCUAUUCCAAGACUAAAACUCUUUCAGGAGGUAUCCAGGCCAGUGGAUCUCAUCUAUGGAACCUAGUGCAGACCUAUGUCAAUGCCAUCAACAGUGGGGAUCUGCCCUGCAUGGAAAGUGAAGUCCUGACCUUGGCCCAGAUUAAGAACUUGGCUGCAGUGCAAAAGGCCAUUGCCCAUUAUGACCAGCAGAUGGGCCAGAAGCUGCAACUGCCCACAGAAACCCUCCAGGAAUUGCUGGACCUGCACAGGGCCAGUGAGAAAGAGGCCAUUGAAGUCUUCAUGAAGAACUCUUUCAAGGAUGAGGACCAAGGGUACCGGAAAAAAUUAGAGGACAAGUUAGAAGCAAAGCGAGAUGAGUUUUGUAGACAGAACAUGAAAGCAUCCUCAGAUUACUGCAUGGCUUUAAUUCAUGAUAUUUUUCAUCCUCUAUAUGAAGAUGUGAAGCAGGGAACAUUUUCUAAACCAGGAGGUUAUUAUCUAUUUAUUAAGAAGAUGAAUGAGCUGAAGGAUAAGUACCACCAGGUCCCCAGAAAGGGGGUACAGACAGAAGAGACACUGAGGAAAUAUUUGGAUUCCAAAGAGGAUGUGGCUGAUGCACUUCUACAGACUGAUCAGUCGCUGACAGAAAAGGAAAAAGAGAUUGAAGUGGAACGUAUGAAGUCUGAAGCUGCAGAAGCUGCAAACAAAAUGUUAGAGGAAAUGCAAAAGAAGAAUGAACAGAUGAUGCAAGAAAAAGAAGCGAGUUAUCAGGAACAUAUGAAGCAACUGACUGAGAAGAUGGAAAAGGAGAGGGCCCAGUUAAUAGCAGACCAAGAGAGGGUUCUAGCCCUUAAACUUCAGGAACAGGGACGACUUCUCCAGGAGGGAUUCCAAAAGGAGAGCAUGAAACUUCAUGAAGAGAUUGUAGCCCUCCAGAAGAAACAGGAUGUACCACCACCUCUACUGAGUUGUUCCUCUGGGUUACAGGUUCCUGUGGCAUCUGGAUCUACCAAAAUGGAUCCCAUCUGUUUGGUGGAAAACCGGAAAAAUCAACUAUUAGUGAAUCCCGAAGCACUGAAGAUUCUGGACCAGAUAUCUCAGCCUCUGGUGGUGGUGGCCAUUGUAGGGCUAUAUCGGACAGGAAAGUCCUACCUGAUGAACCGCCUGGCAGGACAAAGCCACGGUUUUCAUCUGGGCUCCACAGUGAGGUCUGAAACCAAAGGCAUCUGGAUGUGGUGUAUGCCCCACCCCUCCAAGGAGAGCUGCACCCUGGUCCUUCUGGACACUGAGGGCCUGGGCAAUGUGGAGAAGGAGGACUCCAAGAAUGACCUGUGGAUAUUUGCCCUGGCUGUGCUCCUGAGCAGCACCUUUAUCUACAACGGCAUGAACAGCAUCAACAAUCAGGCCUUGCAGCAGCUGCACUAUGUGACUGAAUUAACAGAGCUGAUCAGAACCAAAUCAUCUCCCAGCUCUGACGAAGUAGAGGAUUCAGCCAAAUUUGUGAGUUUCUUUCCAGACUUUAUUUGGACUGUACGGGAUUUCACGCUGGAGCUGGAGUUAGACGGGAACUCCAUCACUGAAGAUGAGUACCUGGAGAAUGCCUUGAAGUUGACUCCAGAUGAAGAUCCCCAAAAUCAAAAUUUCAACUUGCCCAGAGAGUGUAUCAGGAAGUUUUUUCCCAAACGGAAGUGUUUCAUCUUUGACCGUCCUGCAGGCAAGAAAAAACAAUUACUCCAUCUGGAGGAAAUGCCAGAUAAUCAACUGGAUGAGGAUUUCCAGAAGCAAUCAAAAGAUUUCUGCUCAUAUAUCUACACCCAUGCAAAGAUGAAGACCUUAAAAGAAGGAAUCACUGUCACCGGGAACAGGCUGGGGCCUCUGGUGGAGGCCUAUGUAAAUGCCAUCAACAGUGGAUCAGUUCCUUGUUUGGAGAAUGCAGUAAUAACUUUGGCCCAGCGUGAGAACUCAGCAGCUGUGCAGAAGGCAGCUGACCACUACAGUGACCAGAUGGACCAGCGACUGAGUCUCCCCACAGAGACACUCCAGGAACUGCUAGAGGUGCACGCAGCCUGUGAGAAGGAAGCCAUUGCAGUCUUCAUGGAGCAUUCUUUCAAGGAUGAAAAUCAGGAUUUCCAGAAGAAGCUUGUGAUCAUGAUUGAGAAUAAGAAAGACGAUUUCUUGUUGCAAAAUGAAGAAGCAUCUGACAGAUAUUGUCAGGCUGAGCUUAAAAAGCUUUCAGAGCCCUUAAAGAUGAGUAUUUCAGAGGGAACUUUCUUUGUCCCUGGAGGACACCAUUGCUACUUAGAAGCAAGGAACAAGCUUGAAGAGAACUAUAAACUCAUUCCCAGGAAAGGAGUUAAGGCAAACCAGGUCCUCCAGAGCUUCCUGCAGUCACAGGCAGGAGAAGAGGCAGCCAUCCUGCAGGCAGACCAGGCCCUCACUGAUGCAGACAAGGCCAUGGCAGAGGAACAUACCAAGAGACAAGCAGCAGAGAUGAAACAGGAUCUGCUAACACAGAAACUGAGUGAUGAGAAGCAAAAAAUGGAGGCCCAAGGGAGAAGCCACAAGGAACAUGUAGCCCAACUGAAAGAGAAGUUCAUGAUGGAAAGAGAAAACCUUCUAAGAGAGCAGGAAGCAGUGUUGGAGCACAAGCUGAAGAUGCAAAAACAACUGCUUACUGAAGGAUUUGAAAGGAAAGCCAAUGAAUUAUAUAUGCAGAUACUUCAACUACAAAAGGAAAUAGAAAGAACUAAAAAUGAUAAGCUCCUUGAAAUUUUAAGGAUUCUUGCAGGAAUCAGCCUUACGUUGUUAGCGUUCUCACGGCCUAGACUUUUUUACCGUAUAUAG